Molecule: messenger RNA, 2945 nt
Organism: Scomber scombrus (Atlantic mackerel)
Lineage: Eukaryota; Metazoa; Chordata; Actinopteri; Scombriformes; Scombridae
Exons: 6
Coding region: 200-943 (247 amino acids)
Source: RefSeq, a predicted model, not a curated record
UUCGUUCCCACGCUGCUGCCGUUUGGAUUUGACGAUCUGACCCCGAGUUUGUUUUGCACCUGGCUCUUCUUGACUUGUCUCUGCAGCAGCUGACGUUUAUUGUUCAGUCUGACAUCAAGAAAAAUCACAUUUUCACACAAAUUCUGCAGCAGGUGCUAUAGAGUGCGCAGUUCGUCUCCCUCUGCAAGUACAGGACAACAUGAUUUGGAUCCUGAUUAUGACCUCUUCUGUCUAUGGCAUAGACUGUAUAGGCAUGUUAGCUGUAAAAGGAGCUCCGACCCUCUAUCAGGCCGAAGAGAACAAUAACAUCACUAUAAAAUGGGCCAGUCAGAACGAAACUGGCAUGACUCACACCAACCUCCAUUGUGUUCUCCAGUCAAAGCCUGUUAAGAUUUUGUAUGAGAUAACAAAUGGUGUUGAGGUCUCAGAGUCUCAGGAUAAACAGUUUGCAGGACGGGUGCAGUUUGACGAAGACGCUCUCAGAGAAGGACAACUCAGACUUCAUCUGUCCAGAGUCACAACUGAUGACUCUGGAAAGUACCAGUGUAAUCUGACUGCUAAUUAUGACAAGAUCACGAAGAGCUGGGGGCUCGAGGCCUCUGUACAUUUAAUCUUGGAUGUGAUCCAAACCUCUCAUGGGAAUAACAGUGAUGUGUCCACCAGCACACCUUGGGAAGCAGCUAAUGUGGUUGCAAAACACCAUCGAGGAGUUCCAAAGCAGCGACAUGGUAGAUCCUAUUAUCUGACCGUAGUUGGACCAGCUCUAGCAGCUGUGGCUCUGGCAGCUCUAGUAGUUUAUGGUCUAUAUCUGGCAACUCCAGCUGUGAAACCUCUGGUAAUAAUUGUAAAUCGACAUCGACAUCGACAUCAACAUCGACAUCAUCAACACGAAGGCACUUCCCCCAAAUUUGAGCGCCUCAACUCCAAACUGCUACAAGUGUGAACGGACAUGGCACAAAAGAUCAGACCGUGGGACUCCUGCUCCAUUAACAUCCUCACACUAAUGGCUUCAAUCACAGCAGGUGUCAGAAGACGGCAAAUGAUUUCGGACCUCCACUGAGUAUCAGCAACAAGAAUUGAUUAAACUCUGUCUCAGCUUUUAGGCGCCUUCCACAACUGAGGUGGGAAUGUAUUGUAUUGUGUAAGUGGACAUGCUCUGCUUUUUGUGAUCACCUUGUGCACAAAUCAGCUUGUUUAGUGAUAGUUAUGGCAACUACAAAUCAUGUUAAUAAUGUAAUCAUCGUACUUAUCAUUUAGGUCUUACACUUUUUCACCAUAGAAACAUCAAGAUAAUGUACUUUAAGCCAAGGUGCUCAUACGCUAUUUAACACAUUAUGUAACUUUGCACCAAAGAUCAUGUUUUUAGUCUGUUUGGUCGAAUGGCCUCCUCAUGAAUCACCCAACUUUGAGAAACAAUGUGAAGUAGGCUGUGUGAACCAGUCAGGACCAAGACCUUAGACUUGAGUUGACUAUAGCAACCCGUAGCAACAGUUCAACAGCCAAUAGUGACUGACCAAAAAAAGUGUUAAUACUGUUUUUUGGUAAAAACUUAAAACACAAACAUAAUUGUUAAGAGAGUCAAGACUCACAGUAGUUAAGAUUCCACAUUUUGUUAUUUAAGUUUCAUUUUACAACUCAGUUAUACAAUGUGCCUGGUCCUUUUCUAGCCUUUCAAUAAUUCAACUAAAUACAACUUGCAGAGACUUAAAACACAAGUAAACAUAGUAAGUAAAAUAUUCUGGUUUACACAAAUCAAGACUUCAAGAUUGAAGUCUAUACAAAUUUUUGUAACACUGUGACUGACAAAACUGAAAAGGAACAUUUUCAAACUUGAGCUCCAAACCAACACUUUUAUUUUUUUGCAUGUUUGACCAAUGUGACACUAUUCUUAAAAGCUUGUAUUUUGUAUUGUUUUCCUACUCUAUAUUGUUGUAUCUAUACCAAUCAGCCAAAACUUUAGAACCACCUGCCUAACAUUGUGUAAGCCCCAAAACAGCUCUAACCCAUUGAUGCAUGGACUCCAAUAGCCUUUUGAAGAUGUGCUCUGAUAUCCAGCACCAAGACAUUAGCAACAGAUCAUUUAAGUCAAAUAAGUUGUGAGGUGGGGCCUCCAUGGAUCUGACCUGUUUCCCAGCAUAUCCCACAGGUGCUCAAUUGGAUUGAGACCUCAUGAACUUGGAGGCCAAGGUGUAACACCUUUGAACUCAACUAAAACCAUUCCUGAACAAUCUUUGCAGUGUGGCAAUGUGUAAUCCUGCUGAAGGAGGCCACUGUUAUCAGGGACUUCUGUCAUCAUGGAGGGGUGUACGUAGUCUGUUUAUGUAGGUGGUACAUGUCAAAGCAACAUCCACAUUAAUGCCAGGACCCAACAUUUCCCAGCAGAACAUUGUUCAGAGCAUCACACUGCCUCCACUGACUUGCCUUCUUCCCAUAGUGACUAUAACUUCCCAUAACCCUUUCCCAGGGUCAUCAGUUGUCCUACCUUGGACCCUCUUGGUAGGUACUGACCACUACAUACCAGGAGUUGCUCUGACCCAUUUAUCUAGCCAUCACAAUUUGACCCUCAGAUCCUCACAUAUGCCCAUUUUUCCUGCUUCUAACACGUUAACUUCUAAAAUGUAGUGGAGCGGAAGUAUAAAGAAGUAUAAUGGGAUAGUACAAGUAUUUCAAAAUUGAACUUAAGUGCAGUACUUGAGUAAAAUGUACUUUACACCACUGCAUAUAUUCAACAAGUAAAUGGUCUGUUUCAUCUUAAACACUACAUUCAAAGUAGAUUUCACUUUCUUUUCAACAUUUGACCUGACUGAUUUAAUCAUAUGUAAUGAAUCACUGAAUGAAUGUGGUCAUAGGCACUGGGAGUCUUGUGUACAAUAUAAGAUUAUGUAUGUAUAAUGCUAAGGUUAUCAUGAAGAUAUUAUAUUCAUUUCAACCAGAAUAAAGUUAUG